UGGAGGCGAGACUCAGCUGCGGCCGGCCAGCGCGGACAUGCUGCCCCAGAGGCCGGGGGCGGGAAGGCGGCUGCGGGUGCAGCGGCCUCGAAGUCUCGGCUCCACGGGUGCUAGCGCCUAAAGGCUCUGGAUCCUCCUCCAAGGGUGACGUGCACAUCAUCCGGCAAUAUCUCCGUACCCCGAGAACGCCUGCCUGCUUGGGACCUGGGUCUCCAGUGAAGAACCUCUCCUGAACUCUUUAACGGAUAGCAGAUGCUCCGGCUUCUUUCCAACAAGAAAUUCUUCUAAGCCCCGCGCUCUCGGCACUAGAGAGGGUGAAACUGCAGCCCCCAAACGCGUUCACCCCUAAGUCUGUAAUCCCCGAACUAAAGACAGCGCUCACCCAACUCCUCCUGCACCCCUUUUGGUCCACCCAACUCACAGCCCCUCAAAAAAUAAAUCCAAAGGAAGAGGACUCUUACACGGAAAAGUGUGUCUCUCCGAAGGACGAAGGAGGGUUCCUGGGAAAGAAAGACCAGGACACGGAGCUCCGCGAUUGCCUCUCCUGCCCCUUCCUAAGACUGCGCUAAAGAAAAGGGUACGGCACGGGGCGGGGACUGGGCAUGAAGUUAGAGGUGUUCGCCCCCCGCGCGGCCCACGGGGACAAGCCCGGCAGUGACCUGGAAGGUGCGGGUGGCAGCGACGCGCCGUCCCCGCUGUCGGCAGCCGGCGACGACUCCCUGGGCUCGGACGGGGAUUGCGCGGCCAACAGCCCUGCGGCGGGCGGUGGCGCCGGUGAUCCGGCGAUCGGCAGCGAGCACAGCUCCGACAGGGGCCCGGGUACCCAGGACGAGGGCCCGGCGGAGGCGACGACAGCGGCGGCGGCUGCAGGUAGAGCGGAGGCCGGCGCGACAGGUCGGUGCGCUGGGAGCGUGGCGGGCGGCGAAGGCGCACGCAGCAAGCCGUACACGCGGCGGCCCAAGCCCCCGUACUCCUACAUCGCACUGAUCGCCAUGGCCAUCCGCGACUCGGCGGGCGGACGCCUGACGCUGGCCGAGAUCAACGAGUACCUCAUGGGCAAGUUCCCCUUUUUCCGCGGCAGCUACACCGGCUGGCGCAACUCGGUGCGCCACAACCUCUCGCUCAACGACUGUUUCGUCAAGGUGCUGCGCGACCCCUCGCGGCCCUGGGGCAAGGACAACUACUGGAUGCUGAACCCCAAUAGCGAGUACACCUUCGCCGACGGGGUCUUCCGCCGCCGCCGCAAACGCCUCAGCCACCGGGCUACAGUCCCCGCACCGGGACUGCGACCCGAGGAAGCCACUGCCCGCCCCAACGUCGCGCCCCCUCCACCCGCGCCCCCUACCCCUGCCUCUCCUCGAGCGCGCUCGCCGGCACGCCAGGAAGGACGCGCCAGCCCCACGGGCAAGUUCUCCAGCUCCUUCGCCAUCGACAGCAUCCUCAGCAAGCCCUUCCGCAGCCGCCUGGACAAGGACGCGGGCCCCGGGGUACAGGGGGUACAGCUGCCGUGGGGCACCUCGCCCUGCGCACCGCUGCCCACGUAUCCCGCACUGCUCCCCGCGGCUCCUGGUGGGGCCCUGUUGCCACUCUGUGCGUACGGCGCAGGCGAACCGGCGCUGCUGGGCGCGUGCGGGUCUGAACCGCAGCCCUCAGCGCCACCGCCAGCCCCGCACCUCCUGCUAGCGCCCCUUUCUACCGCCACCCCAGCUAAGCCAUUCCGAGGCCCAGCGGCUGGCGGCGGCGCGCACCUGUACUGCCCCCUGCGGCUGCCCGCGGCUCUGCAGGCGGCCUCGGCCUGCGGCCCUGGCCCGCACCUGCCCUACCCAGCACAGACACUUCUGGCCUAAGCCAUGCUGCUGAGCCCCGAAACUGUAGGUGCCAUAGGGGACAAGAAGAAUGCAGGCUCGGCGGGCUGUGCACUUUCUAUCCAGUGAAAAGGAGACUUAAAAAAAAAAUCAAACGUGCCUUAAAGCUAAAACAUUUUGACAGAAGUGUUGUAACUUAGUCCAGAGUAGUUUCCCUUGUUUUUGAUAACUUUACAGAGGACCAAAGCAGUUUUUAUUAUUUUAAGUUCUUGGCCGGGCCUGUCCUCUCUCCCUUAUAAAGACUUCUCUCUCCUUACUACCCAGGCUGUUCCCUACUCCUCCUAUGUUUGUUGCACCUUCCAUUGAUUCAUUCCCCUCCCCCCAAAGCACAUCAGGGAACCAUUCUAUAGGAUAAAUGAUAAUGACUACUGUUUGGGGUUUAUUGGACCCCACUCCUGUACGUAUGUGGUAUUCACAUGUGCGAGUGUGAGAGAGGUGUCAGAAAACCUUCCGUCACUUCUCUGCUAUUGACCAAUGCUUCACUGUGCCAAAAGAGGAAAAAAAAAUGUUGGGUUUUGUAAUUAAAUUAUUUAUAUAUUUUUGAAACCUGAAUCGAAAAUGUUGCAGGCAACGGCUACAGCUUUAUUAGUGGUUCUCUAACUGUGGUCUCUUUGGGCCAAGUAAUUUCUUUAAAGGAAGAGUUAACAUGUUUGUGGGGUGCCAGUCCACUUCCACAUGAAAGCAAGUGUGAUUUUUAUUUUUAAUAUUAUUUUAUUUGUGUCUGUGUAUAUAUUCGUGUAUAAAUUUUAUGAAACCCAGGCAUAGUGCUUAUUUUUUAAUAAAACCCACAAUUGACUUAUA
Messenger RNA from Marmota monax (woodchuck), 2666 nucleotides. RefSeq names its product forkhead box Q1 (gene Foxq1). The record is from RefSeq and is a predicted model, not a curated record. Gene Ontology annotation, biological process: cell differentiation; regulation of transcription by RNA polymerase II; anatomical structure morphogenesis. NCBI's taxonomy places the organism in Eukaryota, Metazoa, Chordata, Mammalia, Rodentia, Sciuridae. Bases 603 to 1847 code for a protein of 414 amino acids. The transcript has a single exon. Gene Ontology annotation, molecular function: DNA-binding transcription factor activity, RNA polymerase II-specific; RNA polymerase II cis-regulatory region sequence-specific DNA binding.